GUCUUGAAACUCUCUAAUGCUGGCCUCCAAGUUGGUGGUAUUCAUGAUACUACUCUGCUUCAUCAUCAUCUCAACUUCACAUCUCUUCGUGUGCUUGAUCUCUCUGGGAAAUUAUGACCUGAACAUCACUCUGCCUCAAUGGUUGUUCAAUCUCACUAGCCUUGUUUAUCUAGAUCUUUCUAAUUGUGCUCUGCAUGGCAAGUUGCCAGUAACCAUUGGUAACUUGAGUAGCUUGAGAUUCUUGAGCUUGUCUUAUAACUCUUUUGAUGGAAUGAUUCCAGAGUCCUUGGGAAACCUUAGUAGCUUAGAGACACUAAGCUUGAAUUCAAAUAUGUUCAAUGGAGGCAUUCCAGAAUCAAUUAACAACCUCACCAACUUAGUGAAUCUUGAUUUGUCUCGCAAUGAGUUUCAGAAGUUGCCAAAGAGAUUUGGGGGGCUAAAAAAGUUGGAGAGACUUGAUUUGUCAGAAAACCAAGUUCAGGGAUGCAUCCCUGAAAGCAUUGGUGAACUGGAAAACAUCAAGUUCUUAGUCUUUUCUGAAAAUAUGAUGAGUGGAGAGAUACCAGAGAGUAUUGGUAAUCUUACAGUUUUGCAGCAUUUUGAUGGGUCUCAAUGUCAUAAUCUCAGUGGCACAUUGCCUGAAACGAUUGGGAACCUGGUAGAUCUUCAGUAUUUAGAUUUGUCGAAAAAUAUGAUAAGUGGAGAGCUACCACAGAGUUUAGGAAAUCUUAUGCAACUGCGGCAAUUUAAAAUGGCAUUAAACCAGAUCACCGGGCAAUUACCAGUCUCGAUUGGUAAGCUCUCAAACCUGUCCGAGCUUGAUUUAUCAUAUAAUAACAUUUCUGGAACGUUGCCAAAAUCCAUGGGAAAUUUAUGUAAUUUAAUGAUAAUGUAUUUGAAUGACAACUUCAUCAGUGGUUCGAUUCAUGAUUUGCUGAAUAAAUUGUCCAAAUGCACACAAAACAUGAGAUUCAAUGGCAGUGACAGCCCUGUUGGCCUGACUACAUUGGCUCUGGGAAAGAACAGAUUCAACAGCACAGUUCCAGAAAGCUUAGGCCAAUUCUCUAAUCUCAUGGCAUUAUUUCUUUCGUCGAAUUCAUUCGUUGGUGUCUUAACUGAAGCUCAUUUUACUAAUCUUGCAAACUUGCAGUCCAUGGAUUUCUCAUUCAAUUUGUUGCGGUUGAAUGUGAGUGAGAAUUGGAUUCCUCCUUUCAAUGCAUCUGUCAUCAGAAUGUGCUCCUGCAAAAUAAGGUCCAAGUUUCCAUCUUGGAUUAAGACCCAGGCAAACUUGGGUGAUCUAUGCCUUUCAGAUGCUGAAAUUUCAGGUGAAAUCCCUUCAUGGUUUUGGAACUCAGGUUAUGUGAAUCUCAAUCUAUCACAUAAUAAUUUGGAGGGAAAUUUACCUACUUCUUUGGAAUACAAUUCCUUCUCUAACAUUGAUUUGAGUUGGAACAAAUUUGAAGGUCUCAUUCCAAAUCUUGAUCCAUCAUUACUCAUUGCAAUUGAUCUCAGUAAUAACUUAUUCUCUGGGCCAAUUCCAUCAUACUUUGCUGCUGCUGAAGAGGUUAAAGUUUUCUCUUUCUCUUUUAAUCAUUUUAAUGGUAGCAUUCCAUUGUUCUUUUGUAACUUAACUGCUCUAAUGGUGCUUGAUCUUUCUAACAAUGAUAUGUCUGGUGAGCUUCCUCUUUGCUGGAACCAGUCAUCAAACUUGGAAAUUCUUGAUUUAUCUGACAAUAAUUUCUCUGGCACCAUCCCUGACUGUAUCUUCUCUCUGUCAUAUCUCCGGUCAUUGCAUUUGCGGAAAAAUGGUUUUUCCGGCAAUCUUCCAAUAUCUUUAAAAAAAUACGCCGACAAGUUGGUGACUCUCGACAUGGGUGAAAACAAGCUUUCAGGUAGCAUUCCGGCAUGGAUCGGAGAGAACCUUCUGUCAUUAGUCAUACUUCGCUUGAGAUCAAAUUUGUUUGAAGGUGUUAUUCCAGAGCAACUAUCAAAUCUGUCAUCUCUUCAGGUUCUGGACCUUGCAAACAAUAAAAUAUCAGGUCAAAUUCCUCACUCUUUUGGAGAUUUUAAAGCUAUGGCCACAAGUCAUGUGGGAAGUCCUCUGCUUUCUGUUUAUACUUAUGAGCCAUGCAUCUUUCUUGUUAGUAUGAUUCUUGAGAAUGGAGAUUCUCUGAACUGUGCCUCCUUGGAACGAUUGCAAAACCGAAAGAUGUCUAUUUACUCGGAAUAUCUAUUCAUAUCGGCAAAGGGACUAGAAACAAAAUUCACAAAGGUACUUCCAUUGGUAAAAAGUGUAGACUUAUCGGGUAAUUUGCUAUCCGGUGAGUUGCCGGACGAAAUCACUAAGUUGUAUGGAUUGCGAUUCUUUAAUCUUGCUGACAAUCAUUUCAACGGGAUGAUACCAGAAAACAUCGGUGAUAUGAAACAGCUUGAAUCACUUGAUCUUUCAGUGAACAAUUUUUCGGGUGUCAUUCCUUCAAGCUUGGCAACUUUAAGUUUUUUGAAUCAUUUGAAUCUGUCACACAACAGGUUCUCAGGAAAAAUUCCAGUAGGCAGUCAGCUUCAGACUUUUGAUGCAUCGGCUUACGAUUGGAAUGACGGUCUUUGUGGAUUUCCUCUGAGUGAUUGCACCAACCAGAUCCCCGAUGAUUCUGUGCAUGAAGGAUUUCAUGACAAUGAAGAACAUGGAGAUUGGUAUGAUAUAUGGAUUUAUAUAGGCUUUUCAAUGGGAUUCAUCUUUGGCUUUUGGAUAUUCAUUGGCAUAAUCAUAACCAAGCAGAGCAUAAGAAUUGCUUAUUUCAGAGCCAUUGACACUGUGUAUGAUUCUAUUUAUCUGAAGAUAGUUCUACAAUCAAGGAGAUUGAAAUCAAUUUUUCGACGUUGAACUAAGGUCUGGCUGAAGCUUUUCCUGUUCUACCUUGUUCGUCGAUGUUUGAGAAGACUGAACUUUUGAGUCAGACCUGAAUUUUUCCUGUUUUAUUGUCAUACUGUAUUACUUUCUUCUCUGCUCUUCUUCAAGUCUUUAUUACUGCAGUUUGUAGUGCUAUCAUUAAGAAGCUAUGCUUCAGUGUUAAAAUAA
This is a messenger RNA of Dioscorea cayenensis subsp. rotundata (Guinea yam), 3079 nucleotides long. RefSeq names its product receptor-like protein 34. The record is from RefSeq and is a predicted model, not a curated record. The coding region runs from base 17 to 2884 and encodes 955 amino acids. Gene Ontology annotation, molecular function: protein binding. Lineage: Eukaryota; Viridiplantae; Streptophyta; Magnoliopsida; Dioscoreales; Dioscoreaceae. The transcript has a single exon.